Daucus carota subsp. sativus is the source of this 2100-nucleotide messenger RNA. RefSeq lists its product as uncharacterized. The transcript is spliced from 10 exons. Bases 105 to 1904 code for a protein of 599 amino acids. Gene Ontology annotation, molecular function: GTP binding. NCBI's taxonomy places the organism in Eukaryota, Viridiplantae, Streptophyta, Magnoliopsida, Apiales, Apiaceae. The record is from RefSeq and is a predicted model, not a curated record.
AGGAAGACAGGAGUCACAGGACCAACAAGGGUUUAUAGAAACGGAGCAACAAGGGUUUAACAUAAACAUCCGCCAGCCAAGACUGUUUUCUUCACACCAACAAAAUGGUGGAAACACAGAGUAGGAAGAGGACAACAAAUGCAUCAUCUUCAUCAUCAUUUGGUAAAAAAUCAGCAGGGGGCUUCAAUUUGAGGCCAAAGACCAAAACUUUUCAUAAAGGCAGCAGCUUUGAGCUGCGAGAUGGCAAGGGUUUUAAGACUAAAUUUGAUUCUAGGGAUGAAAUUGAUCUCAUUGAUGAUAGAGGGGAUAAGGGUUUCGAAAGAAAGAGUUUCGAGAACAAGGGUUCUGAAAGAAAGACCAAAACAUUUCAUAAAGGCAAGACCUUUGAGCCAAGAAAUGGAAGGGGUUUCAAGAGCAAAUUUGAUUCCAGGGAUGAGAUUGGCCUCAUUGAUGAUAGAGGGGAAAAAGGUUUCGAAAGGAAGAGUUUCGAAAACAAGGGUUUCGAGAGGAAGAGCAAAACCUUUCAUAAAGGCAACACUUUUGAGCCAAGAAAUGGAAAGGGUUUCAAGAAUAAAUUUGAUUCCAGGGAUGAGAGUGACCUCAUUGAUGAUAGUAAAGGAAAGGGUUUCGAGAACAAGGGGUUCGAAAGAAAGACCAAUUUGAAGAACAAGUCCAGUGCUCACAAGUUUGAUGGGCCUGGGAAGUUUGGGAGGAGCAAGUUUGAAGACAAGAAUAGAACCGCGGAUAGAGGCAACAGUUUUGAGUUCCGGAGUAAUGACGGUAAAACUAUCAAGGGUUACAAAAACAAUUCCAAGGCUGAGAUUGAAGUGGAUGGUGGGGGAGAACAGGGUAUGGAAAACAAGGGUUUCGAAAGAAAGAACAGUUUCAAGAAUCAAUUUGAUGAUAAUCAGCAUUCACCUGUGAAAUUCGGGAGGAAUAGGAAGAAUAAAACACCAGUUGAUGAUGAUUCAGAGGAUAGACCUAAAAAGAAAAAGAAGAGAGGAAUGCGAUUAGACCGUUACGACUUGAGUAAAAAGCGUAUGGAUGAUGCUGCGCCUCCUGCUACUGAUGCAAUACAAAAGAAAGAACCAGAUGAAAACAAAGAUGUUGAAAUAUCAAAGAACGCACAGUUCCGUGCCAUACAACCUAGCCCAUCUAUUCUUUCUUUUGUGGAAGAAAAUCUGUUGGGGCGUAGGCGUGAAAUCGAGAUAAGAAGAGCAGGCUACAAUACUGAAAUUCCUUGUCCUUUAGAUAACAUUCCCUCAUCUGCCGAUUCAGAAAGAGCACGAAUUGAAGAAACAGUAUUUCGGAAUAAGUUAACAUUUUUUGCAGCUGCAAAGGUGUCGUCAUCGUUUCCAUUGCCCGAGGUACCAGAGAUUGCAUUUGCAGGAAGGUCAAAUGUAGGAAAGUCUUCUAUACUAAAUGCACUUACCCGUCAGUGGGGUGUUGUUCGCACAUCAGACAAGCCUGGUCUAACUCAGACUAUCAAUUUUUUUCAGCUUGGACCGAAGGUGGCCUUGGUUGAUUUGCCUGGAUAUGGAUUUGCUUAUGCCAAAGAAGAAGUGAAGGAAGCUUGGGAAGAUCUUGUGAAGGAGUAUGUCUCUACACGAGUUGGUUUGAAGCAAGUGUGUCUUCUUAUUGACACAAAAUGGGGUAUGAAGCCUAGGGAUCAUGAGCUUAUUGAUAUAAUGGAAAGGUCCGAAACUAAAUACCAAGUUGUAUUAACCAAGACAGAUUUGGUUUUUCCAAUUGAUGUGGCACGGCGUGCAAUGCAAAUAGAAGAGAAACUGAAGGCAAAUAAGUCUGUAGUUCAACCUGUGAUGAUGGUGAGCUCAAAAUCUGGAGCUGGCAUUCGAUGUUUAAGAACAGCACUAGCUAAUAUCGCCAAAUUUGCAAAGCUGUAGAAAACAUCCUCAAAACAGAUAUAUUGAAUAAUCUUUGAUUUAUAUUCUGAUUUCUAUUUUUCAUAAUUAUUUACUUGAAGGUAGGGGCUGUGCAUGACUGGGGGGUUUUGUAUAAGUGGAACUGUGGAACCCUUGUAUUUUUUUUAAUUUUAUUUUGGUAUAUGUUCAAUGUCAUCUCAGAAAGCAAUUGAGCACA